UCAUGGCGUCAAUGCAGAAACGACUACAGAAAGAACUGUUGGCUUUGCAGAAUGACCCACCUCCUGGGAUGACUUUAAAUGAAAAGAGUGUUCAAAAUUCUAUCACACAGUGGAUUGUAGAUAUGGAAGGUGCACCAGGUACCUUAUAUGAAGGAGAAAAAUUUCAACUUCUAUUUAAAUUUAGUAGUCGAUAUCCUUUUGACUCUCCUCAGGUCAUGUUUACUGGUGAAAAUAUUCCCGUUCAUCCUCAUGUUUAUAGCAAUGGUCAUAUCUGUUUAUCCAUUCUAACAGAAGACUGGUCCCCAGCGCUCUCAGUCCAGUCAGUUUGUCUUAGCAUUAUUAGCAUGCUUUCCAGCUGCAAAGAAAAGAGACGACCACCAGAUAAUUCUUUCUAUGUGCGAACAUGUAACAAGAAUCCAAAGAAAACAAAAUGGUGGUAUCAUGGAAAAGCUUUCUGUUGAUAAAAUAAUAUCUGAGACUCUUGACUAUGUGGAAGGAAUGACUGAAUAGAAGCUGCUCUAAACAUACCUCGAGAACUCCAGUUGUACAUGUUAAAUGAAGAGUUAUCUGGGAAAGGAGAUCUACUUCCAUUUCUUGGCAUACAUAUUAUCUGGUUUUUGAGGAAAAGUUAAUUUUACAGCUGAUUUUUGAAAGGCGAAAGCAUAAUAUAAAAUCUUAGUAGACUUUGACUGAUUAUGUGACAUAACUUGUCAGAUUUUCUGGUGUGUAGAAAGAUGAAUAAUCCUGCCUGUCUUUUAAAGCCUGAAACAGAAUAUUUAAAGAAUUUUAUAGAUUUUUGUCAAAUACUAUGAAAAUGCAAAUCUCUUUAUAGUUAACCAUAGACUGUUUAUAUAAACACAAAUUGAUUGCCAGAUUCCAGGUAAAAUAAUUAUUUGGAUGGGUUAUUAUUGGGUUAAUUAUCUAGAAGCCAAGAAUUAAGUGCAUGUUCAGGUCAAAAUAAAUUUGUUCAUUUUAGUUGGUACCAUUUUUCUUUCAAUAUUCAUAAAUAACAGAUUGUGCAUUUUAUUAAUAUGAAUGAAACUUAUGCUUGAGGAUUUGAAUAGGGUGGAAGUGUAUUUUAUAAAUUCAAAUUACAAAAAUAUGUAACGUUACUACUUUUUAAAUAGAAUAUAAAUGUUAGAUAAAUCUAUGUUAUAUAUUUUUCAAUACAUGUAUCAAACUUUUGUUAGUUGAAUAUAGGUUACUUUGUGUGCUUUAUGGAAUCCAGUUAAUUUUUAAUAAUAAAGCAGUUGUCAUUUGAUGUUUUUCUGUAUACUUGAAUACUAAAUUAGAUAGAAACUACUUUAUAAUGUAAAACUGUAUAGUGGUUCCUCUUUAGAACAGGUUAUCUUUCAAGGAUUAUGGAAACAUGUCCAUUUUCAAAAUAAGUGCAACAGAAUGUAAUUGCUUAAAACUGUUAUUUUAACGAGUCAUCUUUACUUAGCUAGUUUGCUGGUCCUUUAUGCUUUACUUAAGUCCUGAUUAAAGACUGUUUUCAGAGAAAUUUGAAAUUGAGGCAGAGGUACUUGCUUAGCGUGACCAUGAGUUUAAUGCUGCUGAAUUUAAAGUUGUAUGAUUAAUAAGAACAUACUGUAAAGUACUUUUGUAUACAUUUUUAUUCAAGAGAUUAAUGAAAUGAGUGACAUUUGUAUUCAUAGAAAAAAAGUAGGAAACCAACAGAAAGGGAUAUUCCUGCAUGUUAUUCUUGGCAGGAAAAAAAAAUAAAUAUACUCUGUUGAUACUCUUAAAUUUUCUUUUCUGCAGGGAAUCUGCUUGCCCCAGUGCCUUAGUCUACUUUUAGACAGCUGUACUACCAUAAAAGAUACCUUAUCGCAACAAGCUCUUUCUGCAGCUCCAAACAAUUAGAUUAGUAGAUGGCUAGAUAAGUACUGCAAGAGAUUCCUUUGUACCCUUUAUUAUAUCCUUAAACAAUUAUUUCUGCCUUGUAUAGCAAGUCUGACUUUUCUCCAUUCGUGUAAGCUGCUGUGGAUAAGUGAUUCUGUUACAUUGCUCUACCUAUUCACACUAAGGUAACACAUAACAAAGUUAAAUGAGCUGAGUUGAAAGGUCAGAUGAGGGGCCAGGGAUUUAGCUCAGUGGUGCAGAUGCCUGCUUCGCAAGCACAAGGUCCCAAGUUUGAUCCCCAGAACCCAAAAAGAAAGAAUCAAAUGACACAGCAAAGCGUUUUAUGUAUUUGAAUAGGUGAGUAGGAACGCCUCAAAGUUACAGGAGCUUGUUUCCUUCCUUCCCUCUCUGUUACUGUCUUCCUCCUUCAGGUACGUAACCUAGGACUUACUGUAUGCUAAGCAAUUGCUCUGUGACUGAGCUAUGUCCCCAAUCUCAAAUAGUUUUAAAAAUUGAAUAUCUGACUUUUAAAAAUAUUUGCCUCAUUAAUGCAAAGAAUAUAAGUGGGGAUCCUAUGUGUCCUUUCCAAUUCAGUAGGAUAUGGAAUCUAAGGGAAGUUGAAAUAAACUAAGAAAGAAACCCAAGAAAAUACCGUCUUAUGCCUGUAUCUCACCUUCAAGCAUUAAUGUGUGUGACUACCAUCAGGCGUGAACCUAAUAUGAUUUUAUCCUCCAUACUUUUCACUCAACAUGAAAGAAUUUAUCUUUAUUCUGAUCCCAAUAAAAGCAUAUUUCUCAGCUAUUUUUCCUGUCAUAGUUUAAUGGCAUUCCUAUCCAACCUAGUUAUCAAAGACUGCAACUUUAAUCCUCUCUCAUUUUUUGGUCAAGUAUUAGUCUAUCUUUAAAUAUCUCUGAUACUUCUCCCUGCUCUCCAGUGUCCUUGCCAUCAUGGCUUUUCACUACCUGGUUCUGGGAUUCCCAGGUUACUCUUCAGUUAUCCACAGGCCUUUUUCCUUAUGUAGUAUGCAGGCUUACAUUGGACUUUGGUAACAUUACUGAAUGUUUAUCAUCUGCUUUUCUGCCUGAAAGUUCUGUCACAUGUCAUUUAAAGGUUCGGAUGUGACUAAAACCAUCUGUGCUCUUCCCUCCUCACUUCCUAGCUGAUCUUUGAUAGCAGGCAUAGCUUUGCAGUUGUGUUCCUGUUGCUAGCACAUAGCACACAGAAUCUAGUUUCAGGUUAUGUGUAUAUGCAGCCCUGGGUAUUGAACCUGGGGUCUUCACACUGAGCUAUAUCUCCUUGCCCCUGUUUUGAGACAAAGGUCUCAGCUGCUGAAUUGCCCAAGCUUUGCUCAAACUUGAGAUUCUACUGUGUCUACCUCAGGAAAAAAUGGUUUUUCAAAAAUCAUUAAUCGUUAGUCAUUGAUUUUUGCCUUUUUAAUAUGUGUUUCUUAUAUCCUUACCUUGUUUUGAAUAUAUUCACAAAUUAAAUGUUUUAUUCCAGAUGUGGUGGUGGCUCAUGUCUAUAAUUCCAGCACUCUGGGAAGUGGAGACAGGAGUUCACAAGUGAUAACUGGGCAAAUUAGAGAAACUUUGUCUCAAAAAUUGAAUAAAAAGGAUU
This is a messenger RNA of Fukomys damarensis (Damara mole-rat), 3462 nucleotides long. RefSeq names its product ubiquitin-conjugating enzyme E2 W. Bases 3 to 461 code for a protein of 152 amino acids. Lineage: Eukaryota; Metazoa; Chordata; Mammalia; Rodentia; Bathyergidae. The record is from RefSeq and is a predicted model, not a curated record. The transcript is spliced from 6 exons.